GUUUUACCCCUUUUUUCCAUGUGGUCAAAUUGUACAACCCACAACUCAAAUUCAUGCAUCAACUCUCCAACUGAUGUUAUAAGUACAAUUUGAAAAAAGUUUAGAUUCAUUUAUCUACUAAGAACCCUCUUUUUCAAUUUUCAUCCAUGAAGCUUUGCUUCUCUGUUUCUUUCCCCUCAAACAUACACCCAACCCUUGUCGUCCCACUGUAAAAACAGCAGUUGAAGGAAGCUAAAGAGACAAUGAAAUGAUAAUAUAAUAUAAGGUUGUUUGGCAGGAUUAUGGGGAAAACAGAGUUUCUCUUCUUAUUAAGGAGUUGUUCUUCAUUUCAGAAGAGAACUAUAAAUGGUAUUUGCUUCUAUAAUGCUUGAGAUUACUUGAGGGAGGAAAUGGGUAAGACAAGCAAAUGGCUGAGGAACUUUCUGACAGGGAAGAAGGACAAAGAAAAGGAAAAAUGGCCAAGUAAUCAGAAUUCUUCUGAGUAUCCAGCCACCCCGAUAUCGAUCCGACACAAUCCUAAAGAGAAAAAACGAUGGAGUUUUCGAAGAUCUUCGGCUGCAGCUGCCGUGGCGGUGUUGCCAAGAGACUCAUUCCCAUUUCCUCUUGAGAUGGUGAGCACAACAAUGCCUGUUGCUGCAAUGGAUUUAGAGUAUGAGGAGCAUAAGAAGCAAAGCUUAGCCAUGGCAACAGCAAAAGCUGCAAUGGAUAUGGAUUAUGAAGAGAAAAGGCAAGCAGUGGCCAUGGUAGUGGCAAAAGCUGCUGCUGCUGAUGCUGCUAUGGCUGCUGCACAGGCAGCAGCUGCCGCAAUCCAGCUAACUGAAGUAGCUUAUGUGAAAGCUACUGCAUUUGAGGAGGCUGCAGCCAUCAAGAUUCAAUCAAUUUUCCGGUCUUAUUUGGCAAGAAAAGCACUCAGGGCAUUGAGAGGUUUAGUGAAGUUGCAAGCACUUGCUAGGGGUCAUCUUGUUAGAAAACAGGCCAAAGCUACACUCCGGUGUAUGCAAGCGUUGAUCACAGCCCAGGCUCGAGCUCGUGCACAACGGAUAAAGAUGAUUGAAGCGACAAAUAAUCUUUCAUAUCAACGACAACCGUUUCUUGCUGAAUCAGUUAAUGAAGAUCAUUUUGGUUAUGCCAAUCAUGCUGCUGAGGAAAAUAUUAAGAUUGUGGAGAUGGAUCAUGUAGAAUACAAACGAGGCUCUAAGAACAGGACAAGCUAUGAACAAGUCUUUGCCACACAUCAUCCACAUCAUGUCUCACAAGUACCAUCAGCUCUAACCGACAUCGACGCACGAGGUUGCAGCGGCCAUUUCGAGGACUAUUCCAUCUGCACUGUACAGAGCAGUCCUCAAGAUUAUUUGGCCAAGUCUAAACCUGACCCCUCAAAAAGUAGUCCUAUUGGUUUCUCCACGCGAGAAUGUAUCCAAUCUAUGUCCUUUGAGUAUCCAAUGUUCCCAAGUUACAUGGCCAAUACCGAAUCUUCAAGAGCGAAAGCUCGGUCACAAAGUGCACCAAAGACAAGACCUGAAUCAUUUGAGAGGCAGCCAAGCAGAAGGAAGGCCUCAACUGAAGGAAAGAGCAUCCCCAAGGCCAUGCAAAUACAGCGAUCGGCUUCUCUCGUGGGUUGUGCCGCUCAAGACUUGCAGUAUCCAUUGUUGAUGAGGCUUGACAAGUCCACAAGCUCUCUCAAUAAUAGUGAAUGUGGCUCCACAAGUACAGUGCUCACAAAUACCAACUACAGAUCUCUUGUUACAUGUGAAGGCUAUGGAAACAGGUACUAUUAAAAAAGUUCUACAGCAGCUAAAUAGUAUAAGGGAAUGUUAGGAAACACUUUCUAUGAUCCUUGAUAACUUAUUCAGUGUUAUAGUAAAGAAACUUCAGCAAUAUGAGUUAUGUCCUUCACAUUUUGUAGUUCAAAUUACUUCUUGUUUAGAUUAAUGUUUAAAGAAAUGGGGAGUCUGACAUUACCAGUAAUCACUCUAUUGUUGCAAUGGCUCAAAGUUUAGGAUCCAAUGACAAAGAAAUGAAAAAUUUAACAGUCGUAGAAAAUUACAACUUUUCUUUUUUUA
Molecule: messenger RNA, 2063 nt
Organism: Cucumis melo (muskmelon)
Lineage: Eukaryota; Viridiplantae; Streptophyta; Magnoliopsida; Cucurbitales; Cucurbitaceae
Product: protein IQ-DOMAIN 19-like
Exons: 4
Coding region: 390-1778 (462 amino acids)
Molecular function (GO): protein binding
Source: RefSeq, a predicted model, not a curated record